AUGAUUAUGCCCGGUGUUGCUUGUCCGGGGAACGAGUUGGAUGUGAAUCUUCGUCUUUUUGACAAUCAUCUGCAUCCCGAAGCUUCGAUUAACCGUAGGAAACGAACCAAGCAGUCAAUCGACGGUACACGUUUUUCAUUAUUAUUGAUUUCUAUUCUCUUUCUUUCUUCUCCUUCACUGUGGAUUUUAUUUUUUUUUUUUAUUCUCUUUCACUGUAAUUUUCUCUUCUCUUUCAUUGUAGUCUUUUAUUCUCUUUCAAUAUAUUCCUUCAUUCUUUUUCAUUGUGUUUUUAUUCUGAGUCACUGUUCCCUUUUAUUUUCUUUCAUUGUAUCUUUUAUUCUCAUUCACUGUACUCAUCUCUUUCACGGUAGAAUUUUAUUCUCAUUCGCUGUUCUCUCUUAUUCUCUUUCACUGUAUUCUUCUAUUCUCUUUCACUCCUUAUUCUCUUUCAUUUUGUUUUUUUCAUUGUUUUUAUUCUCAUUCUCUGUUCUCUUUUAUUCUCGUUCACUGUACUCUUUUAUUCUCAUUCACUGUACUCUUUUAUUCUCAUUCUCUUUUUUAUUCUCAUUCUCUGUACUCUUUUAUACUCAUUCACUGCAGACUUUUAUUCUCAUUCACUGCAGUCUUCUCUCUCACUGUACCGAUUUAUUCAUAUUCACUGUACUCUUUUGUUCUCUUUCACUGGAUUAUUUUCUCUUACUCGAUGUCUUCACUGUAAGUUUUCCUUUUUUUCUUUCUAUCCGCCAUGAUAUUCUGCUCUACUUUAUCCUCUUCUUUUCCUUUCAUCUUUUCGUCGUCAUUUUUCCUCUAUUUUCGUUUGUUGUUUUUCUGUUUUCUACUUCUUUAUUUCUUUAUUUUCUAACCUUUUUCUUUGUCGACUUUCUGUUCCUAAUCAUCGCCAUUCAUACCUGUAACUUUUCUCCAUUUCUUUCUUUUCCUUUAUUUCUUUCUUUUCUUCUAUUUGUUGCCAACACGCUUCCCCGAUCCUUCCAAUUUUUCCCUCACGCUUUCCCGAUCCUGCCACAGUAUAACUCAUGUUUUCCCGAUCCUUCGAAUGUGAUCCACACACUUCUCAAUCCUUCUAGUGUGGUCGUCACGCUUCCGCAAUCCUUCCAUUGUGGCCGACAAGCUUCCUCGAUCCUUCCAGUGUUGCAAACAUGCUUCGCCGAUCCUUCCAUUGUGGCUGACAAGCUUCCUCGAUCCUUCCACUGUCGCCAACAUGCUUCGUCGAUCCUUUCAGUGUUGCAAACAUGCUUUGCCGAUCCUUCCAUUGUGGCUGACAAGCUUCCUCGAUCCUUCCAGUGUCGCCAACAUGCUUCGCCGAUCCUUCAAUAG
Molecule: messenger RNA, 1335 nt
Organism: Acanthosepion pharaonis
Lineage: Eukaryota; Metazoa; Mollusca; Cephalopoda; Sepiida; Sepiidae
Source: the annotation of a GenBank genome assembly